UUCCGAACACCCAAGUUGCACACUCAACAAGGACUCCGAUGUAAAUCUUUAAUACUAUUCCUAGUAUGACAAAAUUUCCUAAUUUUUUGUCGAUUUCUGCAAAGAUCAAACCUAUUCGGUCUCCUUCUUCUUCUUCUCCAACAAAACUACAGAAAGUCUUUCUUUUCCCAUAAAAAUCCAUCACUCUACUACUUCACCUCUUUAAUUUUUCUGAAAAGAUAAUUCAAGAACAUGAUCAAAGAGCUUUUCCAGAAAAGGCUUAGUGCCUUUUAUGAAAAUUUGUUUUUCAACAAGCAAGAUUCAUGGGGGAACUCUGAUGUUGUUGUAAUCCAUUCACAGAAAGAAGAAAACCCAAAUUCUCUGUCAUCUCAGUUCUAUUUAUGGCUUGUUGGUGAAAAUUUGGAAAAUACAACAACGAUCUUUACCCCUUCUGCGAUAUACUUUCUCUGUACCGAGAAAAAUUAUUCCAAGAUUCGAUGUUUGUGUUGUUCUGCAACUUUGAUGCGGAAAAGUCCUGUUUCUGUUCAAUUGAAGGGAAAGAACGAUGAUGGGUUUGCGUUAAUCGACUCCACGAUACGUAAGGCCAGGGUAAUUUGUAACAGCAAGUGGUUUACUGGUGUUUGUGGUGAUGAUGGAAAUCGGCCGUUUGUUGUGGGUUAUAUAGAAGGUGAGUACCCUAAGUCUAAACUUUUUUGGAAUUUUAUGAAUGAUUUAGAACCCAGAACGUAUAAACUAGCUACUGUGAAUUCUGGUAUUAAUAAGAUGAUGAAUACUGGUGAUAAACCAAAAUUUUGUCCAGAAAUAAAAGAACUUGAAUUUUUGGAAUCACUAAGUAAUUUGUGUAAUGAAGAAGUGUUUCCACCCUUCUUGGAGAGGGGAAAUCAAUCUGCUUUGUUGGUGAAGGAAAACAGCAAUCUUGAAUCUAAAUUUGAACGUAUAGGCUUGAGUGAAGAGGGGAGGAGCCAUUUGAGUUCCGAAUUUGACAUUCCUUCACCAACUACCAAAACUAAUGAAGAUGUUCCACAUCAGUUUUGGUACUCUUCUUUGCCCGGAGAACAGGUAAACAUGUCUCGUGAUGCUCUGCGGUUUGAUGAUUUUGAUCAAGUAUUUAAGUUCGGGGCAAGUUUUUUGGAUGGAAAAGAGUACAAGUCAAAGGAAAUAAGCAAAAAUGGUGAUCAAGUGUUUAAGUUUGGGGCAAGUAAAUUGGAUGGUAAUGACUGCAAAUCAAAGGAAGGUAACAAAAAUGGUGAUCAACUAUUUACCUUUGGAGAAGGAAAGAAAGACGGCGAUCACCUGUUUAAUUUUGGAGAGCAGUGUAAGAUUGGAGAAAAGCGAGGCAGGAACCGUCAGCCUCAAUUAAUAAUGGAGGAUAACAAAGGCACAAAGGAUGUCAAGCAAGUUACAGAAAGAUUAACAGCCUUCUAUUCAAGCUGGAGGAAAUACAAAGAAGAGCAAUGGGGAAAAGCAGAUGUUUUGGUGAUUACUACUCCAUCAGUGGCAACAGUUGAAAAUUUGUCUCGUAGCUUCUUAGUGUGGUUGCUUGGUGAUGAGUUUCCGGAAAUCACAACUGUUUUUACCGAUACUGGAAUAGAAUUUCUUUGCACCAAGGAAAGUUUCUUCAGGCUUCGUACAAUUGGAAUUCGUAUGACAAUGGUUGCAAAGGUUACUGUUUCUGUCCAACUGAGGAAACGAGGAGAGCAAUGUGUAGAUUGGUUAAAAAAGACUUUGAGGCAGGUGAAUACUUCCGUGAAGUCUGGAGCAAACUGGUGCCCACUUGUUGUUGGAUGUAUUUCUGGGGAGUCUGGGGAGAUAGAGGUUCUUUCACAUUCCAAAAUGUUUGAAGUUGCAUAUGUAGACAGUUCUUUAGCCAAUCUGCUUGAACAGGGGAAUUUUGAGAAACCAGAAAGGUUUGCAGCUCAACAGUCAACUUUACCUAAGCAAUUUCAGAUGUUGUCUUUGGGAACAUGCGGUGCAAAAACUGCAAAUGCUGUAUCAUUUUCUGAGUUAGCCAAAAUUAGGUCAAUGGAUGAUAAUUCUUAUUUGUCACUUUUAUCCAAAGAAUCAUGCGGUGGUGCAAAAACUCUUACUGAUGAUAGAGUGGAUAAUGGAGGACCAGUUGAGCAAAGCAAACCUGAAGAAAACAAGGUAAUUGAGGAGGACAAUUCGUCAAGAAAACUUGCAGAUAAGAUGAUGUUGCUUGAGAUAAAGGAGGGUGAUAUGGAAACCUCUAUCACAGAGGACAGUGCAGAAGAAAAGCUAUUGGCUGAGGAACAAAAUAUGCUAUUGAACCUUGAAAAUAGUCCCUUACUGCAAGUGAAGGAGUGUGGAGAGGAAUCUAGACCAACUGCAGAAGGAGGAAUGGAUUACAGUGUCCAGCCAACUGGUGUUACAGAUGCUGCAUCAGAAAUUUCUUUACCAGAUGAUAACAUUGGCAGCUCGAGGAAGGACUCUGUUGGUUCUGAUGAUGAUUGGACAUUAAUUGAGAUGGAGUGUCAAGGGCAAGAAACAGAAGUAGCCGAGAGAGUCAGCUGGAGAAGGUGGUUCAUGGAUAAAACAGGAAAAUCAUUUGGUCUUAAAGACGAGGUGUCCGAUGAAGCACCAUCAAAGAGGACCAAGGCUGAUCCAUAAAUACAUAUCUGCAGCCUUUUCUCUGUUUGAUUAUCUGCUAGCCAACAGUAGGUAGUGCACAAUAAUGCUCUUAAUUUUCUAGGUCAAUAAAUUUCGUUUCUUUUCUCAGUACUUCAUAACUUAUGUUUAAAUAUGGUUCCAUCGUGUUAGCCAUGUGUGCCUUUUUUAGUCUCAUGAUGUUUAUAUUUUGCUCACAACAACCUCUGAUACAUUAUUGCCCAUCUAAUUUCAUGUUUUUAUCAGACAGUAACUGCCACUCCGAAACAAACUUUGGUUUUGAUGUUUAUGUUACAUCUGUGUGGCAUAUAACAGUGUAAGUUCAUCAAAAUGCAGCAUUAAGCUGAGAAGUUGCUUGCAGAA
Molecule: messenger RNA, 2988 nt
Organism: Solanum dulcamara
Lineage: Eukaryota; Viridiplantae; Streptophyta; Magnoliopsida; Solanales; Solanaceae
Exons: 2
Coding region: 232-2628 (798 amino acids)
Biological process (GO): transcription elongation by RNA polymerase II; positive regulation of transcription elongation by RNA polymerase II
Cellular component (GO): FACT complex
Molecular function (GO): nucleosome binding
Source: RefSeq, a predicted model, not a curated record